CUCUGAGGUUGGAUCUUCUGCUGUGUUUAUUCACUAACUGACUGCUGGACUGACUGCUGCUUCAGGUCAUCUCCCUGAAUCCCACUUGAAAUCCAACUGUUAUAACUCUCCUCAGAUUAAGUCUGCGACAAGAAGAUUAUACAACAAAAAUGGAUACAAAGUUCAACCCACUGCAAAGUUACAGUGAAGAGGAGUAUUAUGCAGACAUCUCUGAUCUGAGCGAUGACUACCAGAGGAAUAGCUCGGCAGGUGGUUGGGGGUCACUGCCGGAUUUGUGCCUACACAAUGUCUUUGUGUUUCUAGAGGACCAAGAUCGUAGGAGUGCAGACCUGGCUUGUCGUCACUGGCACCAUGUCAUGCGCUCUCCAUCUCUCUGGCGCUUUCACAUCUUCAACUUCAGUGGUCGUCAGGGCAAAUACAUGCAAUCUGAGUACUACUCUGCAAUGGCCUAUGCCAGCAGUUUGGGAAGCUACCUGGAGACAAUGGAGGUGUGUGUGGUUCCUCCACGCAAGUCCUAUGUAGCCCAUCGGCUGGAGCAAGCCAUCAGUGGGCUGUUGUCUGAGCUGACAAGAGUAAGGGCCCCAAUCCGCUCCAUUUCCAUCACACGGCUGGAUCUGGACCGGACCUCCUGGAAAAAAAGUCUCAGAAACUCUCUGGUGAAAAGAGUGACUGACUUCCUUCAGAGAGGGGACGCAAGGAUUACCUCUGUUAGUCUUAAUGGGAUGAGAAACCACCUGGCUCAUGGUCUGGAUCUGCUUUCUGCUCUAACAAACUCGCAGAGGCGCUCCUCUCCCAGGGGCUUCAUCUCAUCUUUGGACUUGAGAGGAUUCUUCUCAAGCUCAGUGCAUGUCAACACGAACCCCCAGGUGCCCUACAUCUUGAGCCAACUAAAAGGCCUCACCGACCUGAGCCUAAGUUACUCCUAUCUGUCAGAUGAGGUGCUAACAGCUCUCCAGCACAGACCCCAAGGACAGAGGCGGCACCCCAGUAGAGACGGGAACCCAUUGGAAAGACUUGCACUGCACUGCAGUUGUUAUGAGUACCAUCGACAGCUGGUGUCAGGCAGCUCAUGGACAAAUUUGGUCUCAACCUGCCCUAAGCUAAAGGUCAUGCUUACAGUUAACCAUAUCGUCAACACUAACUGGCUUGCACGGAUCCUGGUGCCUGAGAUUCCCCUGACUGAAUUCGACAUGACAGUUUUAUACCCCACCGGUAGUCCCUGGAGUGUUAGGCCCAUCCUCCAUAACCUGCUGCCUCAGUACAGACGCAGUCUGCAGCGUUUGAACAUCGACCUGAGCAACGGCAAUGAACCUUUGAAUGAGGAGCUGCUGGAGCUGGUCAAGCAGUGUGAGUGUCUGGAGGAUCUGAGAGUCUGGGCUUUCUUGGACAUUAGCACUGUGGAGAGGCUGCUGCACAUCAGACUGACAAAAAGGAGCUUACUUAACAAGAUCAGAUUGGGAAUCUACUCCUCGGAUGAAUAUGAGGAGCAGAAAGCACAGCUGGAGCAAAUAACAUCUUCCUACCUGCAGCUCCAUCCUGAACUGGACUUAUAUGUCAUGAUCUGCCCCUUUGUAUGAUUACAUGCAAAGGUGCUUUAGCAUCCACAAAAUAAAAAAAAAAUUAAGCAUUA
Notolabrus celidotus (New Zealand spotty) is the source of this 1630-nucleotide messenger RNA. RefSeq names its product F-box only protein 39-like. The coding region runs from base 150 to 1577 and encodes 475 amino acids. Gene Ontology annotation, cellular component: SCF ubiquitin ligase complex. Lineage: Eukaryota; Metazoa; Chordata; Actinopteri; Labriformes; Labridae. Gene Ontology annotation, biological process: SCF-dependent proteasomal ubiquitin-dependent protein catabolic process. The transcript has 6 exons. The record is from RefSeq and is a predicted model, not a curated record. Gene Ontology annotation, molecular function: protein binding.